AUUACUAUUCAUAAAUUUGUUUUUGUUUCUUUCAUUUCUAUUAUGGGUGCAGAGCAAUCAGCAUUGUUAGUCUGCACACAAACUGGAAAACCGGAAAAUCCUCUCAAACUUCCCAAUGCUGAGCAAUUUUUCCAAAUGUAUUUUGAUAAAAUGGCUGAACCUAGAACAGGACCUGUCACAGAAGCCCUGCUACAUUUAAUAGCGAACGUGCCACAACAGUCUUUAUCUGAAGAGAACGAAAAUGUGUAUGCCAAACCUUUAGAGCUGGGUUUUGGCUACCAAAAUGAUAAUUUAGAGGAAGCAAGUGAUGACGAACCGGAGCAAGAAAUAAAUGUUAUGUCUGACGAAUCCAAUUCACUUGAUGAUUCUUCCGACAGUGAUGUUAGUAUAGAGCCCAUUUCCAGUCAUGGCAAUUGUAAUUUUAAGUUGAUUCCCUUGGAUUUAAAACCAAUUGAUUUACUCGAUAUUGACGAUCCUAAAAUGCAGUUUCAAAAUGAAUUUGUUAUACGAGUUGGUGACUUAGCCAAUGAAGAUAGUUCAGAACGAAAAAUUUACAUAAAUUAA
Messenger RNA from Drosophila albomicans, 564 nucleotides. RefSeq lists its product as uncharacterized. Bases 43 to 564 code for a protein of 173 amino acids. The transcript has 2 exons. The record is from RefSeq and is a predicted model, not a curated record. NCBI's taxonomy places the organism in Eukaryota, Metazoa, Arthropoda, Insecta, Diptera, Drosophilidae.